Kalmanozyma brasiliensis GHG001 is the source of this 3489-nucleotide messenger RNA. RefSeq lists its product as uncharacterized. The record is from RefSeq and is a predicted model, not a curated record. Lineage: Eukaryota; Fungi; Basidiomycota; Ustilaginomycetes; Ustilaginales. Bases 1 to 3489 code for a protein of 1162 amino acids. The transcript has 2 exons.
AUGGACGUUCCCACGUCGCUUCCGGAUGCUCUGCCAGACAUUGCGCAGGUGCUGCGCAAGUUGAGUCCAGAUGCGCCUGGCUUUCCACUCGCCGCCAACGCUUCCGCUCGCGAAAUGUUGACGUUUGUUGACGCCCUCGCGCUCAAAAUCUACCCCAAGGGCUACUGGCAGCUCACGUGGACCCUCAACGCAAUCAACCUGUUUUGUUUCUUCUCGGUUACGCUGGCUCUGCGGACCUACCGAUCUCAUAAGAGUCCGACUCCCUUCUGGCUGUUCAAGCUCGAACAUCGACCGUACCGAGUCAAACGAACGCUCUCUUCGAAAAAGCCUGCAGAAGCACAGAAGCGCGGCGAACAGGCCAUACGACUAGGCUCGACGACAACCUCCCCGGGCAAGCUCCAAACAAGCGACCACAUGCGUAUGGGUCGUUUCAUCACGGCCUCUUGCGUCAAUUGUCACCUUCUCUUUACCAGCGCAUAUGUCAUCCUGCUCUGUCUCCAGGUCAUCGAGAGCUACCUCGCGCGCGGAGCAUUCGCAGCUCCUCCGCUUCUCGAACCAGCCUUACUCGACACCUUCAUGCUGUUUGCCAUCUACUCGACCGCUUAUUUCGCAGCGAUCGGCUACAUCGCUCUACUCCUUCCCAACGUCCCUCCUUGGAUGUGGAACAGCACCGUCGUCCUCUACUACGUAGGUGCGGUCGUAAUUGGUCUCACCUGCAAAUUCAGCAUUGCAUCGAGUCUGAGCAGGAUUAACGCUUUCCGCGUAGGUGUCCAUGAAGGAUUCGCUCUUCUUCCUGGAUUCGACGAACUUCUCAACUAUGGCAUUCCUCGGGUCGACGAGACCGCGAGAAUAUUGCUGCUCAACAUAGUCAAGGAGGCGUACAAAGAGUCACUGUGCUGCAAAAAGUGGCAGCAGUGCAUACACGUACUCGUCGUCUUGAACGGAUAUACUCUUGCUCUGGGCUAUCUGGUCAUUCUCGUCUUGCUAUCCAGGAGGGUAGCUAAAGAGCUGGCUCAGCUGCGAAAGUCUCCGUCGUCACAUUACGUAGACAAAGAUGCCGCGCCGAUGGACUUUCCUACGGUGGCGGCGUUGCCGUCGGUCGCAGCACGAUUCACCAUGCCUCUGGGAGCACCACAGACCCCGACCCCGACCUCUCCAUGGUCUAUAACACACCAUCACCGAUUCAGCCUACCUCCUUACGGGAUGAUCAGAACGCCUCCUCCAACGCCCGCACCAACUGGACCUCUUCCCUCUCCUCCUGCCGACGAUUCGCAGCCAGCUUCGCGCUCCUCGACGCCCGAAUCGCUCGCCUACGAGGUCGGCGACACUCACGGCCGAUCACACUCAGUCUUCCAUGCCAGACCGGCUUCAUUCCCCACACGGAGCGUUCAGGUUGGCAAUCUGCUCACCGAGAAGCCAACUCAAGGCCUCUCCUCCCGAGAUAGGAAGGGAUCGAAGCAAGAAAGUUACGGCGUCUUUCCUGUGCAUCAAGAUGUUCGUGCGGCUUCUUUGGGCGACAUUGACGCCACGAGGCUGCGUCUGGGGCCACGAACACGUAGGGACUCAUGCCCGGCCCCAUGGGAUCUGGAUACGCUGCAUGGAGAUCUUGCCAGCAACGAAGGCUAUGCCGCUGUCUGCCGUUUCCUCUUCAAUUGCAUCAUCGACCACGUCAUGAUCAUGCUUCAGUGCUUCGUCUUCGGGACCCACUCAGUCUAUUUGCUCUGUGUCUUCACUCGCGACUAUCCGAACGAUCCUCAAGUAGCCAGCUCGAAGCAAGGCGUGGCCACGAUGGUCUCGGCAGUGAGCUUCACGGUCCUCUACUACAUCAAUUGUCUUAAUCUUUUCGCACCUUUCCUGCUCUUCCCCGCAUCUCAAGUAAAGCUAGCAACGAUGCUUGCCUCUCUCACACUUCCUGAGCAUCGACCCGAGGUAGACGUCGAAUGUCAUGCAGGCGUCUCGCACAGCCAGCUUCAAGGCGCCGGAAGGGAGACCUCGAGGAGAGACUCUGUUCAGUCUCAUCGAGUAGCGAGUGGACGGACCAAGGUUGUCCCGGAGCUGAAGCAUCAAAAUUCUUCGCGGGCGCUCAUCAAUUCGGCUAGCAAGGAGACAAGCGAGACCUACACAAGCGGCUUGCUUAGCAAACAUGCCUCCGAACGGCAAUCAAACACUUCGCACCAAUCGUCUGCUGGUUCGGCAAGAAACUCCAUCAUUGGCGACGAUCAGGAAUCGGUCUGGAACAAUGCUCGAAGCGCAUACGUAUGCGUACCGGCUUUUUCCUCACCGAGACAACAUGCGAGGUCGAAGGCGAAUCUCCACAAGGACCAGCACCCCAACGAAUGCGCAACAGCCGACAAGAUCGCGGCUCACGUCGCGGCUGCAGUACGACUUUUCCGUUCGUCUUCCUCCACCAAUGUAUCUGGACAGGGUCGCAAAGCUUGCGCCGUCCCGGAUGGAUCGAAGCCUGAUAUCUCGCACGCGUCGGAUACGGUGACCUCGCCGGCAUCGACUUUCCGCCCAGCGAGUCUGAGCGAGGAAGAGCCAAAAGCUGGAACAAAAUCCUUGGGAUGGGCGUUCUCGCCGUUCUCGCGAGACCGCGUCGGGGAUACCAAGCCGAGCUCUCUUUCUGCCUGGCGUUUUCCGAAGUCUCGAGACGAAGCAGCGGCCCGGAAGCGCCGACCAGGCUUCGAGACUGACCUGACUCUCGACACGAUCAGCGACAGCAAUCAAGCGCCAAGAACAUCGCCGAGCGCUCAGUUAGUGCUGGACUCGCUCAUCUCAUCGCACGCUCUACCCAUUCGGGGAUUCUACUGCCACAUGAACGCGGCUGACGAGUCCGCUUCUCAGCGGCAUUACGACGUUCACAGCUCGAUAGAGUCUGGCUUUUGGACAUACGAAGGACCCAUUCUUGCGGAGAAGCGUCAGAGCUGCAUCAAUCAGGCGCACACUUACCAGUAUGCUCGAGAGUGUGAAGCCAGAGAGGAGCUCACAAAGCUUCAAGGCGAAUCUGACGCAGAAGACUUUGGCACCGUGGGCGAAGCUUCGAUGCCGAGAAGGCAGCGUCUCCGGCAGCAGUUUUAUUCUCAAGUCGACCAGCGUCGUCGUUCCUCCAGCCCAGCCCCGCAGGCCGGACAGGUGCGUUUGUCUAGCUCCAAUCGCCUUGCACCGGGAACACAGGAAUGUGGGAACGUACGCAGCAUUCGAACAGUUAAGCUCUUCGGCACGGAGCUGCGAUCCGACAGCCACACCACAGUCCCAACCAUCGUCGCUCAGCCGCCCACCCCGGAGCCUUCCGCGACUCCGUCCUUCAGACCAUCUCAGGAGUACGGGCAGGAGACGACCAUCUCUCUGCCGUUAACGGUGAGCCCUCUCUCGGCGAGCAUCUAUCUGGCCGAUGAGGACGACGAGCGAGAUUUUCGCACCCAAGACGCGGAGCAGAGCGACGACGACGACGACGCUUCGAUUGCCUCUAGUACCUUUGGCGGUGCCUAA